This is a messenger RNA of Maniola jurtina (meadow brown), 2630 nucleotides long. RefSeq names its product facilitated trehalose transporter Tret1-like. The transcript has 4 exons. Gene Ontology annotation, molecular function: transmembrane transporter activity. Bases 287 to 1696 code for a protein of 469 amino acids. Gene Ontology annotation, biological process: transmembrane transport. Gene Ontology annotation, cellular component: membrane. Lineage: Eukaryota; Metazoa; Arthropoda; Insecta; Lepidoptera; Nymphalidae. The record is from RefSeq and is a predicted model, not a curated record.
AGCAUCGAGCCGAUCGAGCGCCACAUGGCGACGGCGCCCCGCCGCGGCCGCACCUCGCAUUGACAGCUGAAACUGUCAACAAUACGGGAUACUAAACUGUGGUGCGGCCAGCGAGUAGCGACCAUUCACGCUCAAGUCGAAACGCGGGUAGCACGUGGCUAUCUAAUAUUAGAGCCAUCUUUUUCAUAACAUUGCACAAGUAAUACUCAGUGUUCGCCCACAUGGACUUAUACACCGGUACAUAACACAUAAAUGUUUGAUUUAAAAGUCUGUGGAAAAACAAACAAUGACUAUCUGCCGCAGGUGGAGGGAAUAUGUAGCCGCACUCAGUGCGACGUUAAUCACGGCGGCGGCUGGCACCACGAUAGGAUGGACUUCCCCAAUUCUGCCGAAACUGUUGGCGGACGACUCUCCCAUUCAAACAAGCAAGGACCAGAGUUCAUGGAUCGCUUCGUUUAUGAUUCUUUGUUCAGCUGUCAGUCCCAUUCCCGCAUCGUACCUCGCAGACAGAAUAGGCACAAAGAAGACUCUCCUUCUCGCCGCCAUUCCCUACAUCAUUGGCUGGAUCCUUGUGAUGCUGGCCAACAACAUUCCGAUGAUUUACGCCGCACGACUUAUACAAGGGCUCGGGUACGGCAUUGCGUACACGGCAGCGCCAAUGUACUUGGGUGAAAUCGCAUCCAACGAAGUGCGUGGAGCUAUGGCCACACUCAUCACAGUUAUGUCGAAGUUUGGGAUCCUGUCACAGUACUGUAUCGGUCCAUACGUUUCGAUGCUCGGGCUGGCUAGCUUCAAUAUAGCAAUACCCAUCCUCUUCGUUGUGACAUUCAGCGCCAUGCCGGAAUCACCUUACUACUACAUAAAAUCUGGCGACACAAAUAGAGCUGAAAUGUCAUUGAAACAUCUUCGUGGGAGGGAUUAUAUGAACGAAGAACUCGAAAGCAUGUCGCAUUUAGUCAACGAAAAUAUGAAAGAAAAAGGUCGUUGGAGAGAUCUAUUUACAGUCGGUGGUAACAGAAAAGGCCUUAUAAUUUUGUUCGGAAUAUAUUUCACACAACAGUUUUGUGGUAGCACUGCGAUUAUAUCGUACGCUCAGCAGAUAUUCGGAGCAGCUGAAGGUGGAUUGCGUGCUGAGGAAGCUUGCAUACUAUUUGGGACAGUGCAAUUGCUAACUUCGGCUAUAUCUUCUCAGCUAGUGGAUAGACUUGGAAGAAAACCGCUUUUGAUAGUGUCUUCGUGUGGUGUUGGACUUGCAAACAUAGUUAUAGGAGCUUAUUUCUUUAUGAAGUUUGAAAGCAACGAUCUUGUCGUUGCUCUUAAAUUCAUUCCUAUUGUUGUGAUACCUAUUUUUAUAUUUUCAUACACUAUAGGUUUAGCUACGGUGCCUUUCGCUAUAACGUCAGAGAUAUUCCCCACGAAUAUUAAAUCAAAAGCGACCUGUGUAAUACAAAUAUUCGUGGCUCUGAUCACAUUCGCUGUUACUAAACUAUAUCAAGUUAUUGCGGAUAAUUUGGGUAAUUAUGUCGCGUUCUGGUGCUUCGGGUUGCUAUCCGUGGGCGGUGUUAUCUUUAUAUUAAUUUUACUCCCCGAAACAAAAGGCCAGUCGUUUGCGGCCAUACAGGAAAAAUUGUACUCGAAUGAAACCGUUGUGUACGAGAAAAGGGAGGAUCACUCAGGCAGUGUGAGAAUUCUGUGAUAAAAGAAGAAAAAUUUGCAUAGGUAGAUUUAAUGAUGAAAAUCCUUUACUUUUCAUUUAUAGGUACUUAAUAAUUGUUAUUGCCGUCCUGUAUUUACGCAACGUGAUAACCUUCUAAGACUACAACUACAUACAUAUUAUAUCUAUUCUAAUAAUAUGCUUACCUACCUGGCACUCAACAUGUGACAUCAGAAACGGUGAACUCACGAUACUUAAUACAGAUAUGAUAAUUUAAACCUAUUAAUUACUACCUAUCACAUUAUCGUACGAACAUGCGAAUAAAAAAAAUGAACUUAAUAGGCAAUAAUCAAAAGUUCAUUAUAUAAGAUUAUGGUAGGUCUCAAAGAGUAAGUAGGAACCUACUUAUGUUUGGUAAGUUCAAGAUUGUCUUGACAAAACUGACUACCUACCUACUUAUCAUUUUUGAGCAUUUUCAACUAUUGACUACUCGACUAUUAUGAAUAAAUUUAGUAUUAAACAAAAACAAAAGCAUAAAAGUGUAGAAAAUAUGGUUACAUUAACUAAGUUUGUUUAUUUAUUAUAAUUAAGUACUUAAUAAAAUCGUACGCUAUUCGACUUUCAUGUUGUUAUUAUCAGUUAGCACCUAACAGUUAAAAAAUAUUCCAAUUUAAACAUUUUUAUUAUCACUACUAAUAAAAUUAUUAUUAGGUAUUAUAAGUAAUAGUUGGUAAGGAAUUGUAAAAAACCGGUCAAGUGCGAGUCGGACUCACACAGGGAGGGUUCCGUACCAUCGUACAAGAUGAAACAAUAUGUAUUUUUAAGCACGGCGGCUAUUUUUAAAUUCACCAUCCUGAUUUUUAGGGUUCAGUACCUGAAGGAUGCCAAGGGGACCCUAUUACUAAGCCUCCGCUGUCCGUCCGUCGGUCCAUCCGUCUGUCUAUCAUCGGGCUGUAUCUCGUGAACCGUAAUAUGU